AUGGGUGUUCCCGAGCUCAUCAACAACCUCAACCGCGCCGUCGCCACGUCGCCGGUCGGCUACUACUUCCGCCUCGAUGGGUCUGGCCACCCUCUGUCGCGCCCUGGCUCGCGCUUCCUCACCGAGCUGCGUGCCGGUCUCGUAACCUUCGCCGCGAUGGCCUACAUUCUCUCGGUCAACGCCAGCAUUCUCAGCUCGUCCGGUGGUCCGUGUGAGUGUGCCAACACCGCCGACGACCCCGUGUGCGCCAAGGACGCCGCCUACCAGCAGUGCACCGCCGUCCUCAACCGCGACUACGUCUUUGCCACCGCCAUCUCCGCUUGCGUCGGCACCCUCCUCAUGGCGCUCUUUGCCAACAUGCCCCUCGGCCUUGCUCCUGGUCUCGGUGUCAACGCCUACUUCGCCUUCACCAUCGUCGGAACCGCCGGCACCGGUAUCAUCCCUUACAGCCAGGCGCUCUCCGCCGUCUGGCUCGAGGGCUGGAUCUUCUUUAUCCUCUCGCUCUUCGGUAUCCGUCAGUGGCUCGCCCGCCUGCUGCCCCACAGCAUCAAGCUCAGCACGGGUGCUGGUAUCGGUAUCUUCCUGGCCUUCAUCGGUCUCGGUCCCAACGGUCUCGGUGUCAUCGGCGGCAACGCCUCGGACCUCAUCGGUCUGGCCGGCUGCCCUGCUCAGUACGAGGACCCCGACACUGGCUUCUGUCUGAGCCACAAGCUCCAGGCACCCACCGUGUGGCUCGGUGUGAUGCUCGGCGGUAUCUUCACCGCCCUCAUGCUGCUGUACCGCGUCAAGGGCGCCUUCCUUAUCGGCAUCCUGCUCGUCUCGAUCGUCUCGUGGCCGCGCAACACCUCGGUCACCCUCUUCCCGCACACCCCCUCGGGCGACGAUGCCUUCAACUACUUUAAGCAGGUGGCCAACUGGAACGGCCUUGGUCUGCUCGGUCCCAAGAACAUCGACUGGUCCGGCUACAGCAACGGCAAGGUGUGGUACGCUCUCAUCUCGUUCCUCUACAUCGACCUGCUCGACACCACCGGUACCCUGUACGCCAUGGCCAGCCACGCCGGUCUCAUGGAUGCGCGAACCGGUGACUUUGAAGGCUCCUCCGCCGCCUACCUUUCCGACGCCGUGGCCAUCUCGAUCGGCUCGCUCGUCGGCUGCUCGCCCAACACCGCCUUUGUCGAGUCCGCCUCGGGUAUCGCCGAGGGUGGCCGCACCGGUCUCACAGGUCUCGUCGUGGCGUUCAUGUUCUUCCUCUCGCUCUUCUUUGCGCCCAUCUUCGCCUCGUUCCCCUCGUGGGCUACCGGCUCGACGCUGGUCAUCGUCGGUUCCAUGAUGGCUUCCAACACGGCGCAGGUCAACUGGUCGUACGUCGGCGAUGCUAUUCCCGCCUUUGUUACGAUUGUCGGCAUCCCGCUGUUCUUCAACAUUGCGUACGGUCUGAUUGCGGGUAUUUGCUGCUACAUUGCGCUCAACGCCAUCCCCUGGGCGCUGGUCAAGCUGUCCAAGGGCAGGAUCGUGCCCGAUGGCUGGGACACGAUGAAGGAGCCUUGGGGCGCCAGGAUGGUGUCGGCCAACGACGACUCGACCGGCAUCUGGGCAGUUCUGCCGCCGUGGAUGCGCAAGGUGAUGAGCGGCAACUACAAGUUCUGGCAGAUGACCGAGGACGAGAUCGAGUUCUACCUCGAGGGCAGGCGCGAGACCCAGCGUCUCGCCCAGGAGCGACAGGACCAGAUCGAGAACGAGCGAAACGCAAUGUAUGGCGCCGACGACGUCGAGGCGCGCGCCUCCACUUCGUCCGCCGAGCAUGCGGAUGAGAAGCACUCGACUGGAAGUCCCGCCUUCUCCCCCGUCGAAGUCCCUGCUCGCCUCCCCAACGACGCAGAGGUUCACCACGUCACCGGCACCGCUCGCUAG
Messenger RNA from Moesziomyces aphidis, 1911 nucleotides. The record is from the annotation of a GenBank genome assembly. Lineage: Eukaryota; Fungi; Basidiomycota; Ustilaginomycetes; Ustilaginales; Ustilaginaceae.